Molecule: messenger RNA, 1668 nt
Organism: Sparassis crispa
Lineage: Eukaryota; Fungi; Basidiomycota; Agaricomycetes; Polyporales; Sparassidaceae
Exons: 2
Coding region: 1-1668 (555 amino acids)
Source: RefSeq, a predicted model, not a curated record
AUGGCAGGGCCAUCGAAGCCAGCAACGGUCUCGCCAGCUGUUUCUUUCGAUAAAACCCAGAUCGCACAUCUUGAGGCCAUAUUAAAGCUCAUCCAGCAGCGUCGAUGGACCCUCGGUUCCUUCCUCCAGGCUGUCUUCACGGAACCCGCAGCCGGCGACAAGAAUAUAUCGCAAGUUCGUUUACAGAUGGUGGCUCAUUUUCUCUCGGAUCGUUCCACCAUUCAAGCUCAAGAUAUUGCCGAGCUGAUGUACUCAAGCAAACACAGCGCUCUAACCGGAUCACGUACGGCAUCAAUGCUUCCUGCAAACAUCGUGGAGGGCUCCAAGCAGGCCAAGAUGGCACGCAGUCGUUUGCAAGAAUGGGCUAUCCAAAAAGUGGAGGAUGUAGUCAAUUUGGAGGCCGAAGAAGUGUCUGGUAAAGGCAAUGGAUUUCACCUGAAAAAUUCGAAUGCGACUUGGGACUUUGUCCUUAACUUUUCCCUGAAAAAUAUAUUACUCCUUGUUGAAAAGAGGGGCCCGACCAUCCUACGCUUACUCGUAGCGUGCGCUAUGCCUCCUGGAAGACGACCCGUACGACAACCACAACCAGUCGCACUGGCUGCACAUGGUGCAAGCACUGCGACUGCUGUCGUUCCCAUGAAUGCUGCCACAGCUGCUUCCACCGAUGGUCGCGCAACUACCACCACCCCCGCAAGCACUACUAGCAGUGCAAGUGCCACGACGAUCAUGAAUACUACUGCCAUUGAGACAAUCCCUCCUGCAACAACGGUGAUACCAACCAGUGCGAGCAUAGCUCAGCCUGCCACGUCCUAUGCUGCGUAUCUCACAAAGGAUGCCCUGCACGGGAUCGGUAAGAAUCGCCGAGACCCUUUCGUGAUUGUCCUGGUCGCUCUCGUCCUCCUGAUGAGUGCCCGAAAUCUUCACUUUUCAGCUUUUCGGAAAGUCGUUGGUGUAUGGCUCUUCGCACACACCUCACAACAUGGAGUAUAUGCUAUUCUCACUCGCUUCGGCUUCACGGUCUCGUACACAUCUGUCCUCAAGCUGUUGCGCAGUCUCUCGCAGUCUGCCAAGAGCCUCAUUCAGCAGAAGGCAAAGUCUCGUGCAUUCUUGCUGAUAUAUGACAACAUCAACCAAAUGUCACGAGCGUGGGAUCCGGACUUAGGCCAGAAGGAUACAAUCCACAAUGGCACGGCGGCGACAUUCGUGGAACUAGAUGACUGUGACGUGACCAAAGCUUUUGACGUCAAUCGCCUUCACCAUGCACAGCAAGCGGAGCGCAGGAAGGAUCUCAACCUCGAGACGCUGUAUAAGCGGGUUGACUGGGAAAGGUUGAAUGCUACCAUCACUACUCACGUACUGAGCUUUCUAGUCGAAGCGGUGCCGGCAUUGGCGGUACAUCACGAGAUGGUCCAGUUGCGGCUGAAAACAACACUGAUGGUUCAUCGUAUGCGCACGGGACGUCAGACAGGAGUCCACCCACUCGCGACAUCCAAUCACAAUGAGGGGAACACUGCUGAGAAUGCAAAGGUAUUGGAGGAUCUUCUGGUGGACCAACUCCAGAUGUCCAAAGAGGAAGUAGAGAAGGGGCUAAUUCUUGUUGGUGGUGAUCAGUCUACUGUCGAGAAGUUGCGCACGUUGAACAGACUUAGAUGUCAGAGAAAUAAAUAA